GGCAAAAGAAUUGAUUCAACGUCGCAAUCUCCCACCGUGAUUUUCAUCUUUUUUCAUCUUUUUAUUUUGUUUUUUGUUUUGUAUCCUGUCAAGAAAUAUACACUCUUCUACUGCUACAGGAUAAUUCGCAGAUUACAGCAGAAAUGGAUGAGCGUACUCCGCUACUAGAGAAUGUUGUUGUGCCAAUCGACGGAUGCACCAUGGAGCAAUCUUGCCUACAAGUGAGACCGGUACUGCUGAAGAUGUCUCCUGCUUUUUAGCAAAUCAAAAAUGGAAAUAUAAAGCAGUAGCCCUAGCAUGUGCCAUUUUACUAGCCAUCGGUAGCCAUUUUGCAGCCCAUACAUUGGGUGCAAUGAAAAGCACAAUCAAACGUGAAUUUAAUAUUAGCAAUUCGCAAUAUGGUGUAAUACAAUCCAGCGUUGCUAUUGUCAAUACCAUCUUACCUGUGCUAGGUGGUAUAUUUAUCGACGCUUUCGGUACCAUUCCAGGUGCUUUAAUCACUACGUUGCUCAUCACGUCGGGCAAUGUGUUGGUGGCUCUAUCCGCAUCGUAUUCAUCACUUUAUAUGAUGAUUCUGGGACGUAUACUCUAUGGUAUUGGUAGUGGCACUGUGGUGAUUGUGCAAGAAACCAUCUUGAGUCAAUGGUUCAGAGGUAGAAGCCUUGCUGGUGUUGUCGCACUGAUGCUAACAGUUAGUCGGCUGGCGUCUUUCUGUGCACAGGCUACUGUUGUACCUAUUGCUAAUUGGACCGGCUGGUACGGUUAUGGUUUAUGGUUCUGCGCUAUUUUAUGUAUAUUCUCUAUGAUUGUCACUUUUGUAUAUAUUGGAUUGUUAAAAACUGUGUUUAAAGCAGCUGCUAAUUGUCGCAAACCGUUCGAAGUGAUGAAACGCAAGAAAUCAUUUAGCUGGGCAAAGUUAAUGUAUCUCCCUCAUUCAUACUGGCUUAUUGCUUCUAUGGAAUUCUUACUGGGCGGUGGAUGGGGAUGCUUCCUUCAUAUAAAUAGUGAAUACGUCAAAUUUAGGUUUGAUUAUAGUGAUGCUAAUGCAGCAGCAACCGCUAGCGUCGCACAAAUCUUGCCGAUUGUGUUGAUGCCUUUUCUAGGGGUUUGUGUAGAUAGAUUUGGCAAGCGCACGUGGAUGAUGAUCGGUAGUGGUGUCUGCAUGCUACUCAGUAUGGUUUUUCUGGAGUACACACGUAUUUCUCCUUUGUUUGGUAUGCUUCUGUUCAGCGCCAGUCUUUCUCUGGGCCCCGUCGGCCUUGUCUCUUCCGUUCCUGUUAUCUUACCUAUCUCUUUGGUUGGAACUGGUAUGGGUCUUAUAAAAUCGGGCACUAACAUUGGUGCAGCCCUAUUUGAUAUUUCUACGGGAUAUUUGCAGGAUCAUGAUUCAAACAAAGGUUAUGAUAGUGUUAUUGUUUUCUUCAUAACAAUUUCAACUCUCGCGGUCAUUGCCGGUCUUGUCCUUUGCCUGAUGGAUCAUCAUGUAUAUGGAUCUGUUUUGGAUCGUUCCGGUAGAGAAAUGUAUUUGUAUGGCUCGAUUUAUCUCGUUCUUUGUGUUUUAAGCUGGAUCUCUUUCUUCAGAUUCAUUAUGUAAAAUACCGAAAGUCACUUGUAUUAUUUUUGUAGAUAUACAUAUCCACUUUCUUUCAUACCAUAUAUUCUUCUAGAACGAAUAAGCAUGAAUUUACUUUAAUUCAUACUGUUAAUGCAUCUGGAAGGAAGAUACCUUUUUAAUUCAUUGUACAUAUAUAAGUUGCUUUAUCUAUUAAUAAAAGACGAUAAAAACUUGGUUUUUCUUUUCUACUACAAAUUAGUAAUGUUACCAGAUUGAUAUAAUACAAUUGCAAUACGAG
Messenger RNA from Mycotypha africana, 1853 nucleotides. RefSeq names its product major facilitator superfamily domain-containing protein. The transcript has 7 exons. Gene Ontology annotation, molecular function: transmembrane transporter activity. Lineage: Eukaryota; Fungi; Mucoromycota; Mucoromycetes; Mucorales; Mycotyphaceae. The coding region runs from base 194 to 1594 and encodes 466 amino acids. The record is from RefSeq and is a predicted model, not a curated record. Gene Ontology annotation, biological process: transmembrane transport.